CAUCACGAUAUGCAGCUGCCAGUAAAGUCUUAAGAAAGUCAGUAAUAAAUUCCCUCAAUUUGAACAACUACUCAGCUGUUAAAGAACCGAACUAUUAGCCGUAAGUUACAAUGGUCUCCAGCCACAGUGAUUCCCUUGAAGAUAACGGGAUGGAAUGUGAACCAUUCGAUAGUCAACUGCAAGCAAUGGAAGACUCUCCCACGAUCCAAUCACCAAUAUCAUAUAUUUCAAAGAGGUUAAUCCUGUUGAUAACAUGCUUAUGCGCUUUGUGUGACUGCCUACUGCUGUCUGUUAUUGUACCAAUUAUUCCAGUAUAUUUGGACAUAACUGACAAACCAAUGGAUGGGGCACCAAUAACUGCUGACAAUUCAACUAAAAACAGUGCAUUUACCACUGCUUCCUCGUUAGUGACAACUGAUUCAUCUAUGGAUUUUAAAAUUGGAGCAUUAUUUGCAUCAAAAGCCUUUGUUCAGAUUCUGGUGAAUCCAGGUGCUGGGUAUUUAACAGAAAGGGUGGGUUACAGCAUCCCAUUAUACAGUGGUUUCUGUGUGUUAUUUAUAUCAACUCUUGUGUACGCCUUUGCAGAGAGUUAUGGACUUCUCUUCUCGGCCCGGGCUAUCCAGGGAUUAGGUUCCUCUUUGAUUCUUAUUUCUAGUUUAGCAAUGCUUGCAGCUGCCUACCCUGAUGAUGAUGAGCGUGGUACUGCUAUAGGAAUUGCUAUGGGAACAACUGCUCUUGGAGUGUUAGUUGGACCACCAUUUGGAGGAUUGUUCUACGCUGUUGGUGGCAAAGGCCUUCCAUUUUUCAUCCUUGCUGGAUUAAUUUUUCUUACAUUUGUGUUGGUGGUCAUUGCUAAGAAGCCAGUUAUGCCAAACAUUACUGUUAAACCAACACUCAAGGACUUGUUGUCAGAUCCCUACAUUCUUAUUGCUAGUGGUGCCAUCUGUUUCUGCAACAUGGCAUUUGCUCUGUUAGAGCCAACAUUACCCAUUUGGAUGCUGGAAACCAUGAAUGCCAAGAAAUGGCAGAUAGGUGUCAUUUUCCUGCCAUGCACUGGAGCAUACCUUAUAGCCACGCCUCUUUUAGGAAAACUGGGAAACAAGAUAGGCAGGUGGCGUGCAUCUAUAAUAGGGCUUGUGUUGGUCGCAAUUAGUUUAUGUGUGGUUCCGGCUGCUAAGACUGUAGCGGUUCUUGCAGCUCCACUGUUUGCCGUGGGGUUUUCUAUAGGAAUGGUGGACGCCGCUAUGGCAGCAGCCCUGGCCUACCUUGUGGACAUAAGGCACGCCUCUGUGUAUGGCAGUGUCUUUGCUAUCGAAGACUUCGCGGCUUCUGUUGGAUUCGCCUUUGGGCCGCUGAUUGGAGGAGCAAUUGUGGCUAAAGGGAGCUUUCCAUGGCUUCUUCGAGGGUUAGCGAUCGUAAAUCUUCUCUUUGCUCCGCUGCUUUUGUUUCUGAGAAAUCCACGGGCAAAACACCAAAUAUUGCAGAAUGAAGAUACAGAAGUUUCAGCAAUUGAUGAAGAAAGAGAAUCAGCAGCGUUGUGACAACAAGAUUACAAGGAGAAAGUCGCCAGCAUAUAAGGUAAAAAAAAAAAAAUUAAUUGAGCAGCGAAGGAGACCAUGACUGCUGCUGCCGCUGCUGUCCGAUCACGGAUGUUCGUUGGUGAAGAUGAAAUAUGCUUCCUAUUACAUGGGAACAGUUCCCCUUGUUUGGAGUAGGACUGUGAUCCGUUACUCCACCACUGGAAGCUAAACAACAACCGCACAUGAAAUUAGCACACGAAUGAAUGUCUUGUUAAAACGUGUGAAAAAAAAAUUCACAUGUGUGCUUGUUGUAAAAAUAUCUUAAUUGACAAUUUUAAGUUAUAUUUAAUAAAAACGUUCCACUUUUU
Orbicella faveolata is the source of this 1888-nucleotide messenger RNA. RefSeq names its product synaptic vesicular amine transporter-like. The record is from RefSeq and is a predicted model, not a curated record. Gene Ontology annotation, cellular component: terminal bouton; synaptic vesicle membrane. Lineage: Eukaryota; Metazoa; Cnidaria; Anthozoa; Scleractinia; Merulinidae. Gene Ontology annotation, biological process: aminergic neurotransmitter loading into synaptic vesicle; transmembrane transport. Gene Ontology annotation, molecular function: serotonin:sodium:chloride symporter activity.